Westerdykella ornata is the source of this 1400-nucleotide messenger RNA. RefSeq names its product acid protease. Gene Ontology annotation, biological process: proteolysis. Gene Ontology annotation, molecular function: aspartic-type endopeptidase activity. The transcript has 3 exons. The record is from RefSeq and is a predicted model, not a curated record. Bases 105 to 1286 code for a protein of 393 amino acids. NCBI's taxonomy places the organism in Eukaryota, Fungi, Ascomycota, Dothideomycetes, Pleosporales, Sporormiaceae.
CAACAAUCGGGCUGUGCCUCGCUGCCUGUUCAACAUAAUGAGGUGGCAUAACGCUUUUGCUGACGUUGUUCAGCUUCUCAAUCACUCAUGCACCAACCUUCAUCAUGUACCUUUUCGCAUCUUUCCUUCAGAUUGGGGUCGUUCACGCUUUCGUUCUUCCACCACGGACACCGGAUGAACGCCAGCAGAAUGUUCUUGCCGAAGCUGGCUCUGAUACUGGAAGAUUCUCAAUACCGGUAAAGUCUCUUGACGGGCUCUUUCACACCAUCGAUGUCGCCGUUGGCACCCCUCCACAGCAUUUCAAUGUGUCUUUGGAUCUCAUGAAUGGCGGCAUGUUGCUCCCUUCUAUCAACUGUGACUCGUCAUGCACCACAAAAGGCACUAGACGCCUCUACGACAGGUCCGCCUCCUCCACCUCGGAGUCCAAAUGCACGGUAACAUGGCAGGACUUCUUCGGCCACAAUUACUUUGGCGAUCUGGUCCGCGAUACAGUGCACUUUAGCGGUCUAAAAUUCCCGGGGGUGGCUUUCCUGGAAUACGAUUGGCGUUCCGACGGCUCACCCUUCAAAUUUCCAGAUGACGGCUUCGAUGGCAUGAUAGGUCUGGCUCCCCCAUGGGAUUCCCUGAAUAGUUAUCGUCGAACGGAAUAUUCCAGCUUUCUUUCUAAGUUGUAUUCCGAGCCACUGCUCGAUGAAAUGAUCUUCUCACUCGCGCUACCGCGUGGCUUAGAGGACGAGGGCGAAAUCAUGUUUGGCGGGACGAAUUCCGGCCUUUACAGUGGCGAGUUCAGCACCGUCGAUGUCGUUGAAUUGGACUCGGGCCUCUCUUCGUCGAAUGUACCUUGGGUGCUUCCAUCCAGCAACAUCACGCUGCACACGCCAACUCCUUACCCCGUCCCGCUACCCGUCGACUCCGUCGCCGUUCUGACGAGCAAUCCCUUCAUUGUCUUCCCCAAAUCCCUGCAAGUGGAGGAUUUCUACAAUGUGAUCGGCGCGGAAUGGAUCAAUGAGCUCUGGGCCUCGGUGCCAUGCGACCGUCGUCCACAUUUACCAGACCUGACAUUCGAGAUUGGCGGCCACGAGCUCACCAUCUCCGGCUUCGAUUAUACGUUUGAGCAUCGCUUAGAUGGACCGGAUAAGAAGCCUGCGUGCCUGUUGUGGAUCAUGGAUCAUGACGACACGGGUCUACCGGAUAAUGCGAUCGCUUUGGGCCCGCAUUUCUUGAAGCGGUUUUAUACGGUGUUCGAUUUUGGAGAGAGGAGGGUGCGGUUCGCAGAGAGGAAAUGAGCGACCAUGUGUGUGAACUGUAUAGAUCGCCAGACUUUUGAAAGAUAAGUUAGUAAAUGUGCCAGCCUUGGCCAAUACAGGGAGCGAUGGUCUGUGAAGUUGAAGCGGAGCGGA